GGACUGUUAAAUCGUAAUGUGGAUUAUUUUUUCUUUUUGGACCGAGGGUAAUUUCUUUCCUUAUUCAAAUCGGAUUAGCUAGCCACAUAAAUUAUAAAGCAGUAUUUCUCCAGCCCUAAUUAAAAAUCCUCAAUUACUGAUAUAAAAAGGUGAUUCGAUCGGGCGUUUCUUUUCCAACAAAAGAGAAGAAGAAGAAAAUGUCUCCAAGAAGAACACGGAAUAUGCCCAGUGAAACAUCGGCGACGAUACUACCGAAGGAAUUGAUGUUGGAAAUUCUGACCAGGCUUUCCGGUAAGAAAUUGGGACAGUGCAAGUGCGUGUGCAAAUCCUGGCAAUCAUUGAUCGGAGGUCUGGCGUGGAAGGAUCUUUUCCGGAGCCGUCCGCCGGAGUUGAUAUUAUACCGGGCGGACGACCCGUUUAAGGCCCGAGAUAGUUUGUGCCUAAGCCUCAGAUGCUUUUCCUCAACUCUAAUUGGUCCAUCUAAGGAGGAGUCCUCCUCGGCCGCCACGGAGGAAGAAGAAUUCAGUUUCCUAAGCCAUGUGAAGAGUAAGUUUUUCUGCCAGUAUUUUACCCAACUGGUUAAUGGCCUGAUUUGCCUUCCCGAAAACGGUUGCCGUUUUUACAUUUACAACGUUUUUACCGGACACAGGAUGAGCCUUCCUAGACCAAUGUAUUACAGUUGGAAUCCGGAUUCAUCUUUUCAUCUCGGGUACGAUCCGUUAACCCGGAUGUAUAAGUUGUUAAGGUUGAUUAGUGCGCGCAGAGAGCAUCCGAUGCGAGUUGAGAUAAUGACCUUGAUGCCCUCCGAUUCAUCAGCAUCCAAAUGGAGGGAGCUGGACAAUGAUGUCAGUGGUCUCACUGAUUUCCAAAUUGAUUCCCAGGGAGUAAUUAGCCUUUUAACAGCUGACGGGUUCCUGUGGUUCUUAUCAGUGGAAGGAUCCCUAUUACUAUUAUCUUUCCAUCUCAACAAGGAAAAGUUUGAACUGAUUAAGCUCCCCGGAAAUCUCAAAAAUGAGAUGGCCGGAACAGAUAGUUUCUGUUUCAUUCAAUCAAUGGGCCGUCCGGCUAUCUGGGUUAUGCCUUCUAAAUCAGAUUAUCCUAGUUGUCUUGUUCUCUUUGUUUUCGAAAAUUAUGAGGGCAACAUUUGGAAUAAGUACAGCAUUCAUUUUCCUGAAGAGCUUGGGGAUGUGAAUACGUUUAUUGUUGAUGCGGGAAACCUUCCAACUGGUGAGAUUUUGUUUAUGAAUGUGGAAGGGAAUGAAGAUCAGGACAGCCUCGUAUCUGCUGUGUAUUCUUAUAAUCAUCACACAAGUAAGUUUGAUCGUUUUCAGGUUGGACGGAUUGUUGACAAGCCGGUCACUCUUCUCCGUGGGUCUCAGAAACAUAUCCGGGCUGAGAAUAUUGGUGAUAAGGUAUUUUGUUUGCAUGAUUGCAAUUAUCUGUAUCUAUCAUUGAAUCGUGUUCUAAACGGCCGUGGGGAUUGAGCUAGGAGGAAUUUGCAUGUAACUCUUAUUAUACUCCCUCCAGUCCUAAUUAUAAGUCAUUUUGAUUUCGUCCUAAGUUUAACCUAGAAUGUCUUUUUAAUUGAAAAAAAAAACUUUAAAAUAUAUUUUUUCACAUUCGUUGUAUUUUCCUAAUUAUUAUGAAAUAUUUUUAAGAUUUUAUUCCAAUUAAAAAGAUAUUCUACGUAAAAUCUAGUGCGGAAUCAAAAUGUUUUAUACAAUAAGGAUCAGAGGGAGUACUGUAAAUAUGCUCAAAAUCAAUACAAUAUCCCGAGGGUUUUCAUGGUAUUAGAGAGGAAUUGGACAGUGGAACAUGAAUGCGUUGAUCUUCAGUGAAGCGAAUUUUUCCACGGCUUAAUUUCUUGGUGUAUUUAGCGGUUACGAUUCUGGAGGCUUGAUAAUUCACCGCAUGGAGUUGGAGUACAACUUUGUCACAUCGCGACAUUGUGGAUGUUUUAGGCUCACAAAUCUUUCUGUUUUUUAUUUGGAGCCGUGGGCUUCAACAACUUCCGACUGAUUUUGGCCCUACGGCCUACGACGAGGGUGUCCAGCGCUGGACUAAAUCUUCUACACUGUCCUGACGGAGAAAAACAAACAGAUAUACUGAAACCUAAAAAAUACAGUGUGCGUGUGUUUGUUUUUUCGUAAAAUGAAGUGGAGUGGGUUUGUUGUUAUUAUUAUUUUUAUUCUGAUACUCCCUCACGUCCUUAUUAUAAGGC
Molecule: messenger RNA, 2221 nt
Organism: Oldenlandia corymbosa var. corymbosa
Lineage: Eukaryota; Viridiplantae; Streptophyta; Magnoliopsida; Gentianales; Rubiaceae
Source: the annotation of a GenBank genome assembly